GGAAAAGAGGAAUCAACAUUUGUAAAUAUCAAUAAGAAAUCCAGUCUUCAGGACGCUAAUGUAAGAAGUCCUAUUCCUAUACGUGUGGAAACUACCCAACCAGCUGUGGAAAAGCCGGAAAUCAAGCCUCCCCGAGUGAGGAAGUUAACAAGACAGUAUAGUUUUAACCGCAGUGAUGAAGACGACCUUCCUCCAGACCUGGCUGAGGCAGUGGGAGUGACCCCAGCUACAGCCACAAACACUGCAACUGCCGCCACGCAAGUCUCAGUACCACUGGCGUCCCCCAAGGUCCAGAAAGUCUGCUCGCCUCAGAAGUCAGAAGGCAAGGGCCAGCUGUCCCCAGGGGCCAAGAGCCCCUCUGACCGAGGAGGUGCCUUUACCCUGGAACCAGGCGAUCUUCUGAUGGAUUUCACAGAAGCCACUCCUCUGGCAGAGCCCGCCAGCAACCCCCACUGUGCCCACUCUCGCUGUUCUCCUCCACUCUCUCUCCCCAUGAAGGAAGAGACCACUGGAGUUUGCAUGUACCCUCCAAUCAAAACGAGGCUGAUAAAAGCAUUCCCGGCUGAUACAAUGAACCUGUUUCCUGAUCCUUUUACCACAGGGCCACAGUUUACUGCAGACUUUAGAGACAGUAAAUUACAGUGCUGUCCUGGCCAGUCUUCCCCGCUGAUUCCAGCAGCAACCCUGAGGCCUUUGACAGAGACCAUCUCCACAGUGCAGACCAUCUAUACCCCCAGGAAGCCUGUUUCUCUGGCAGCAAGUGCAGAGACGCUCCGGCAGGAACUGGAGAGAGAGAAAAUGAUGAAAAGACUGUUGAUGACCGAACUGUGAAAUUCUCCCCUUGUCGCCUGGAGGAUGGCGUGGUGCCUUCUGUCCGUUUUCUUUCUUCGGGCUUUGUGUGCUCACUCAGGCACAACAUACAGAUGUUGUGUGAUCAGUUCGCCCAGGUCUCCACGGUUAGUUGAAGCCAACUUCUGGCUUGACUUUUAUUGGAAAAGUUAUUUCAUGUCUCCUGAGCAAUAGAGUUUUUCUAUUACUCAGUGUAAUUGAGACAGGGUUUGGUAAGCCUAGUAGAAAAAAGACGGGAAAUGGGAAUUCCUUUUCAGAAGUACCUGUGUGUACCUGUUAAUAACCACAGGGGCUAAUAUGGUGUGGAAUCCUUUGCUCUCAAUCUCAACCAUGUGACUUUGUAUGAUCAAAACUUGCAGCAAGCUUUGACUGUUUAAGAGUCAUUUUUAAUGAAAGAAUAAUUCUUUACUGCUGGUUUUUCAUUUACACUGAAAAAUACACAGCUCUUAUAAAGUCUUUAACAUUCAUUUUUAUUCAGACAUGAGUAGAUGAACUAAAAAAAGAAAGUUACCUAUCACCAUGACUGAAAAUACUUCAUUUUAACCCGAAAUAUAAUUUAAUUUGUGAACUUGUUGGAUGUGAUAUUAUUUGGGAUAAAUGGAAUUUAUCAUUGAACCCAAAGUAGGAAAUUCUAGUUUAAAUUGUCUAAAAAUACUUACAAGGUUAAGAUGAUUCAAUAUCAGGAAGAUUCAUUUGGAUAUUCCAUAAAGGAAAAUUAUUUCUAAAGUUGAUCAAUUGAUGUUCUGUUGAUAGAACCCUGACCAGAAGAAAUUUUGCUCUCUUUUUAUAUGGUUUCAAGAAAUGUGUUUUUAAAAUUUUAUCAUGCACUUGAACAACUUUGCAGGAAUAAAGGAACACCCUAACCACAAACUAUUCCUCCAAAUUAUUUCCCUGGCUUCCUCAAUGAAUAUGCACACGUUUUUACAUAGCUAUGAUCAGUGUGUACAUUCUCUUUUGUUGUAUUUCUAACCUAACUCUUAUCUCCUCUUAUCAACAGACUCUACUCUCACCAAUUUAAAUGUCUUUAUAUCCAUGUAACAUGGUUAACCUCACUUCUCCCCAUUAUUGGAUAUUUGAGUUAUAUCCAAUUUUUCACUCUUAUAAAUAGUGCUGCUAUGAAUUUCUUUGUAAAAAAAAAUGCUCCUUCCUUUGGAUUAUUCCUUUGGGAAUAUCUCCAAAGAGGAAUUACAAGGUCAAAGAGCAUAAAAUAUUUUAUAGCUCUUGUUUUAUAUUGCUGGAUUGCUUUCUAGAAAGAUCCAGUCUCUGGGUUGAAAGGACUUUAGAGGUCAUCUUGUUCAACUUCCCACCUCCUCUGAAUGCUUGAAUCCCCUUUACAAUUUAUGAUGCCACCAGCAAUGUAUAAGCAUUUCUAUUUACCAAUAGCUCUGCCAGUAAUAGGUUUUGCCAUUUUUAAUGUAUAUUUGCUAGUUUAAUAGGUGUGUAUAGUUCUUGAAAAGCUGUUUUAUUUCAUUAAUUUCUAGCGAGGCUAAGCACUUUUCCAUGUGAUGAUUUACUAGCUGUAGUUCCUUGUGUGUAAAAUGUCCAUCCAUUUCUUAUGACCACUUGUUAAGUGGAAUUGAUCUCAUGCAUUUGUAUCAGAACUGUAUUUUUAUGUUGUAUUGUAUACUUGGCUCUCCUGUCCCUAUCUUUAAAACUGAAUGGUGCCAAUAAUUUGAUACUAAUGACUAUAAAAAAAAGUAAUGCUUCAUUUGCUAGCAUUGUUGUAAAAUGAGGUAUGUAAGCAAAUAUUCAGAUAUCCGAGGAUUAACGCUUCAAGUGCUGAAUCUUUAAAAUUUUAAUUUUUUUUUUUUGAGGAAAAUCUUUCUAAAAUGUAUUACACACUUCCCUGCCUUAGUAAACAGAAUAUACUGGAGAGUAUUUAACCUUUUCUUGAUGAGUCGUAGUCAUCAUUAUAAACAUCAGCCCCUUUCGUACCUUGGUAUGGUGCAGUGAUAUAGUCAGGAGCUAUCAAAAUGUGGAGGGCUUGACUUGGCCUUUUAUAGAAUAUUAUAUUCUUUGCAUUGAUGACUUUUACUACUGUCUGCUCUGUCAGUGGAGCUGUUCGGGGCAACUGUAAUGUUUGGGGCUUUUUACCCCCAUGACCCCGGCUGUACUUUUAAAACAGCUUUAGCUGUUCUUUAUCUUGUGCACAUGAUAAAAAAUGUGUUCCUGUAUAACAUGGGGUUGUCACCUCUUGACAAUCCAGCACCUCUUCCUCUUCUAAACUGCUUUCUGAGGCUUCUGCUCUUCACGUCCUGCUCUCUGAUGGAAAUCUCCAGGACAAAGCUGGAGGUUUCUUGGGGAAGCCAAGAAACCAAGUAUUUCAUAUGUGUCAGGAUUGCUUUGCUUCUGAGAAGGGAUGCAUGGGCUUUUUGGCUGCUGUUUUUAGGAUGCUCUGAAUCUCCUGCUUCUUAUCCACUUCUCCCUGGGUUCACAAAUGUUCCAGAAGGUUGAUGUCACUGGAAGUCUGACCAGAAACAAGUUGGCUGUUAUUGUAUAUGAAAACCCAGUACCUUUGGCAGCUCAACUCUAACCAGUAAAAUCAAGAGGAUUCUAUUAUUUCA
Messenger RNA from Galeopterus variegatus (Sunda flying lemur), 3413 nucleotides. Its product is annotated as band 4.1-like protein 4B. The coding region runs from base 403 to 831 and encodes 142 amino acids. NCBI's taxonomy places the organism in Eukaryota, Metazoa, Chordata, Mammalia, Dermoptera, Cynocephalidae. The transcript has 8 exons. The record is from RefSeq and is a predicted model, not a curated record.